AUGGAGGGAGUGACCUGGGGCCUUCUUGUGCUGGCAGGCCUGCCUGCUGUGGAAGCCAACGACCUGAUUGAUGAAGACAGUGCCUUCUAUUACGACUGGGAGACCCUGCAGCUGGGCGGGAUGAUCUGUGCUGGGCUCCUGUGCGUCGCUGGAAUCUUGUUCGCCCUGAGUGGCAAAUGCAAAUGCAAGCACAAUCACAGUCACAGCCCCCUGUCUGAGAAAGCUGUUCCACUCAUCACUUCAGGCUCUUCCAGUGUCUGCUGA
Molecule: messenger RNA, 264 nt
Organism: Pipistrellus nathusii (Nathusius's pipistrelle)
Lineage: Eukaryota; Metazoa; Chordata; Mammalia; Chiroptera; Vespertilionidae
Source: the annotation of a GenBank genome assembly